This is a messenger RNA of Symbiodinium sp. CCMP2592, 672 nucleotides long. The record is from the annotation of a GenBank genome assembly. NCBI's taxonomy places the organism in Eukaryota, Dinophyceae, Suessiales, Symbiodiniaceae.
AUGUCUUUCAAGAAGCAAAGGGAGCAGAUCCAUGCCGAGUUGAUUAAGGACGGCAUUGAGAGCCCACCGCCCAUCCCCGUCAACGACGGAGAGCCUUCCGAAGCUAACGAAGACUUGUUCGACAAGCUUGCUGGAGCUGAAGGUCUGAAGGGGCAAACAGAGAACCAUGAAGCCUGCUUGUGCCUGCCGGGAACACUCCACAAUCCGGAGAGCCAGAAGGCAAUGUCCGCCGAGGCGGAGGAGAGCGAGAAAGGACUCCUCACCUUUCUGGGCACGAAGUGGCACAGGGAGAAUUCGCGUGUCAACUCGCACAUGAACCCACUCUUUGCGACGUACGAGAAAGAGAAGAUGAAGCUGGACAAGCUGUUGGAUGAUUUGCACGCGAAGGCAUCUGUCGCAGAGUCUGCUGCCACGACGCUGAAGGAGUCCUUUCACAAGGCAACGCCGGUAUUCAGUGUCAACUCGAGGCUAAAGUGCCGGACAUUUGUAACGUCCUCAAGCUAUCGAUCGCAACCUGCCCCUCGCCCGAGUCGUGCUGCGGUGGACAGUGCUCUCGUUCACGCAAGUGCAGAGCCGACAUCUGUUUCAUGGCGCUUUUGUUCACUGUGGGUUCUGAAACGGCGACACAUGCUACCGACAGCAAAAACAGCCCUUCACAUCCCUUCACUAUGA